This is a messenger RNA of Mus caroli (Ryukyu mouse), 1586 nucleotides long. RefSeq lists its product as uncharacterized. Gene Ontology annotation, biological process: regulation of DNA-templated transcription. NCBI's taxonomy places the organism in Eukaryota, Metazoa, Chordata, Mammalia, Rodentia, Muridae. The record is from RefSeq and is a predicted model, not a curated record.
AUGGGAAGUGUUGACCAGGAGUUGGGCAGUGAACAGGAUAGGAAAACUGGUUUUACAGCUCUCUGUCCAGGACUGGAAGGCGCGAGAGGAGCGAGGCUUUGUCCUCCAGCAGACAGUUUUGAAGUCUACGAGGACCCCGUGUGGUUGGUUGCAGACCUGGGAAGAAUAGCCAUGUCCAUGGACCCAACUGCCCAGCAAAAUCAGACUGCAGUAGCUCUGCAGGGUGGCCAGGCACAGGGUGGUAUGGCCUUUAGUGAUGUGGCUAUCUACUUCUUGAGGGAGGAAUGGAGACUACUUGAUGACUCUCAGAGGCAUCUGUACCACCAGGUGAUGAUGGAGGUCUUUGUUCUCAUGUCCUCAUCAGGACUUAUACCUUCUGGGACUGACAUCACUCAGCUGGGGUCUUCAGGAGAUCGCUUCAUCCCUGCCCUGAGAUUUUUGACUCCAAGAGUGGAGCUUGCAAAGAUAUCUUGUGAGCAGACCCUUUCAACGACCAUGCUGCAGCAGCAGCAGCAGCAGCUGAGCCGUGCUGAGAAACCCUUACAAAGAGCAGAACGCAGAAUUUCAGUUCCGAAGAGAAACAGAAGUGACCCAUCAGAGAAGACUUUACAAAGCACAGACAACACAAUGGACUGCCACACUCUCUCUGGGCUUCUCAGGCAUCAUGUGACUCACAGUGCUGUGGAGAGACCCAGGAGUACUAAGAGAGGAAAGGCCACUCCCAGUGAGAAGAGGAAUUGGAAAUGCUGCGACUGUGGCAAAUCCUUCGAUUGUAAGUCUCUGCUUAUUCGACACCGGAGGAUACACACUGGAGAAAAGCCCUUUAAGUGUAGCGAAUGUGAGAAGUCCUUCAUCCAAAGGACUGAUCUGAAUCAACACUUGAAAGUUCACACUGGAGAAAAGCCCUUUAGAUGCAGCGAAUGUGGGAAAGAUUUCAAACACAACUGCUCCCUUGUUGGGCAUCAAAGACUUCACACUGGAGAGAAACCUUAUAAAUGCAACCAGUGUGGGGAAUCGUACAUGAACAGGUCCAGCCUCACAUGUCAUUAUCUGGUUCACACUGGAGAAAAGCCUUACAAAUGCGGCGAGUGUGGAAAAUUAUUUAAGGAGAAAUCCAGCCUCGUUUACCAUACCCGAGUGCACACUGGAGAAAGGCCUUUUGAGUGCAGCCAGUGUAGGAAGUGUUUUAAAAAAAACUCGCACCUCGUGAAACACCAGAAAGUUCACAGCAGGGGAAGACCCUUUAAGUGUAAUGUGUGUGGGAGAUUCUUUACCAUGAGGUACAGCCUCAUCAAACACCAGAGAUUUCACACUGCAGCAAAGCAUCAUGAGUGCAAGGAGUGUGGGAAAGUGUUUUGCUACAGGACUGGACUUUCUAUACACCGAAAGAUUCACACUGAUAAAAGUAUUGAGUGUAAUGAACAUGGGAAGUAGUUCCCAUGAUCGAUCUACCUUAUCUACACAAGAGGACGUUCAAUGGGUAAAAGUCAAGAGUGCUUCAAAUGUGGAGAAACUUCACCCACACGUCCAUCCUGUUUAACCUAAGAGGCCAGAGUGCUGGGAUGUAUCCUGAACCCACUGAUGCU